GCUCAUGCAUUCAUCUUUCUUUCACAAGGCCAUUGGAAGCUCAUUUGGCUAUAAUACCUACUGAAUAAGCUUCCCACCUCGCAAUCUUCCCAUCUAUAAACUAUCAUAGCAGCCAUGUCAACCGACCCAUUGGUCAGAGGCCGCGUGAUUGGAGAUGUUGUUGACUCAUUCAACAAGUCAGUACCAAUUCGGAUUACAUAUAAUGGUAGGACAGUUGUUAAUGGAGCCGAAUUCAGGCCUUCGGCAAUUGCCAGCAGGCCAAGAGUGGACAUCGGAGGAGAUGAUUUCAGCAUAUUUUACACACUUGUGAUGGUGGAUCCAGAUGCUCCAAACCCUAGCCAUCCAACACAGAGAGAAUAUCUGCAUUGGUUGGUAACUGAUAUUCCUGCAGCAGAUGGUUUGGAUUUCGGCAGGGAGCUCAUAUGUUAUGAAAGGCCAAGCCCGACAUUUGGAAUCCAUCGCAUAGUGUUCAUUUUGUUCCGUCAACUUGGGAGAGACACAGUUUUUGCACCUGUCAUGAGGCACAAUUUCAUAACCAGGAAUUUCGCUCAGCAAUAUAAUCUAGGCUCACCCAUUGCUGCCAUGUAUUUCAACUGUCAGAGGGAGACAGGGUCCGGUGGGAGAAGGUUUAGGCCAGAAUAUGAAUGAUAAAGCAAAGCCAAUUACAUAUAACAAGGCGGAUAUAUGGCACGUGUAACUCCGUCAGAAGUAUAUAUGGUUGCCUGUCUACACGCUACAGGCAGUACUUAGAGCAUAACUUGUGGUAUUUACAUUAAAUAAACCAUCUAUGUGCACCUAUAAGUAAAAGUGAGAGCAUGCAUCUUAGCUUAUCUAAAGCUUGUAAUAGGCCAUGCAUCGUGUCGGAUCCCAAUAAAAAGUUGGGACAUAAUAUAUCUUCAGAA
This is a messenger RNA of Dioscorea cayenensis subsp. rotundata (Guinea yam), 902 nucleotides long. Its product is annotated as protein FLOWERING LOCUS T-like. Bases 115 to 648 code for a protein of 177 amino acids. The record is from RefSeq and is a predicted model, not a curated record. Lineage: Eukaryota; Viridiplantae; Streptophyta; Magnoliopsida; Dioscoreales; Dioscoreaceae. The transcript is spliced from 4 exons.